This is a messenger RNA of Dictyostelium purpureum, 720 nucleotides long. RefSeq lists its product as uncharacterized. Bases 33 to 641 code for a protein of 202 amino acids. Lineage: Eukaryota; Evosea; Eumycetozoa; Dictyosteliales; Dictyosteliaceae. The record is from RefSeq and is a predicted model, not a curated record. The transcript is spliced from 2 exons.
AACAAUUUCAAAUAUACAUUUUAUAAGCAACAAUGGGUAUUGAAUCUAGAAAUUAUGAAUCAUUGGAUGAUGAGGAUUUAAACAUUAGAAAUCCAGGAGCAAAUGGUUACUCACCAGUUUCCUUAUCAAGCGAACCACAAUCAAUUCAACAACCACAACCACCACAACCACCACAACUACCACAACAAUAUCCACCAAACCCAUAUUACGUCCAAUACAACCCAUAUCCAGUACAACCACAACAACAAUCACAACAACCACAACAACCACAACCACAACAACAAAUGCAAUCACAACAACCACACCAACCACAAAUGCAACCACAAUAUUAUUAUCCACAACCACAAGUACAACAUUCAGUUUAUGUUCAAGAAUACCCAUCAAUCCCAAAUGUUAUUGUUAAAACUUCACAGAACCAAGAUGAGGAAGAUUUUAAUCCAGCAUUAAUUUUUUUCGUUGCUGGUUUUUGUUUCUGGUGUGUAUGGUUCGUCAAUAUUAAAUAUUUAAAGAGUAGAAAUAAGAAUGCCAAAUUACUUGCCACUCUUUCCGUUAUUUUCGGUGUACUUUAUCUUAUUCUCAUUUUGGUUGUUAUUGUUCCUCUUGCCAUCAGUUCAUCAAAUCAUCGUUAUUAUUAUAAUUAAAUUUUUAUUUAAUUUAGAUCAAACCAAACCAAACCAAAAAAAAACAAAUAAAUAAAUAAAAAAAAUUUUAAUAUCUCCC